Messenger RNA from Podarcis muralis (Common wall lizard), 2325 nucleotides. NCBI's taxonomy places the organism in Eukaryota, Metazoa, Chordata, Lepidosauria, Squamata, Lacertidae. The record is from RefSeq and is a predicted model, not a curated record.
AUGCACUCUCUGCCGGACCAAAUCAUCAUGGAAUGCAAUGAAGGAUCAGCCAACAUGUUCUACUACGUUCUUGGUUACAUGGGGCUGCUGGCUCUUGUCAGCUUCAUUGUGGCUUUCUUUGCUCGGAAGCUGCCGGACGUUUUCAACGAAGCCAAAUUCAUCACUUUCAGCAUCUAUACUGAUUCAAGGAGGACCUACCGCACCACUUUGGACCUGCUCUUUAAAUCACACCAGUUUGUCCCUAACUACAAAUGUGGCACCCAGGAAAAUGUAAUAGGAGUAAUUGGAGGACUUAGUUCUGAUACCUCUUCCUGCAUGGCAGAUAUCUUGGGUCUUUUCAAGAUUCCACAGAUUUCAUAUGGCUCAUUUGAGCCAGCAGUGAAGAAUCAAGGCAAGUUCCCUUCCUUUUGCCGCAUGGUACCCAGUGAAGCCCUGCAAUACCGAGGAAUUAUUCAGUUACUUCUGCACUUCAAGUGGAAAUGGGUUGGGCUCUAUGCUAUAGAUAAUGAAGGUGGAGACCGAUUCCUACAGGCCAUGGAGGAAAUGCUUUUGCAGAAUGGAAUGUGUUCAGCAUUCACAGAAAGAGCUCAAACGCACCUGCUCUUCUCUGACAGCAUACAGGAGAUGCUCCACCACAAACAAAAUACUUUGCCAGUAUUCAUGAGGAGCAACGCCAAUGUAGUUGUUAUAUAUGGAGAAAGUGGCUCUAUUACAUGGUUGGGAGCAGUUAUAGGGGUAAUCAAGAUAAGUCAAAUACUAAUUCCGCGAAAUAAGAGACUCUCUACAGCAAAAGUGUGGAUUACAACAGCCCAAAUAGAUUUCACAUUAUACCCCAUUCAGGCAAUUACUGAUUUAGACAGACACAUGUUCCAUGGUGCUAUCUCCUUCACAAUUCAUUCAAAGGAAAUAGAAGACUUCCAAAAGUUUCUUCAGCUUGUAAAUCCUUCCUGGGCAAAUGAAGACGGAUUUAUCAACGUUUUCUGGGAGCAAGCAUUCAGUUGUUCAUUAUCCAACUCAUUCAUCUACGGCAGAUGUACUGGAGAGGAGAUGUUAGAGAGCCUUCCUGCCCCUUAUUUUGAAAUGAGCAUGACUGGCCACAGCUACAGCAUUUAUAACGCCGCCUAUGCUUUGGCCCAUGCCUUACAUAACUUGCAGUCAGCUGGGCUGAAACGCAGUGCAAGGGAGUUCAGCAAGAGAAUGGUUCCUCAGAAUGUGGAGCCCUGGCAGCUCCACUCAAUCCUUCACAAGAUUUCAUUCAACAACACUGCUGGAGAUGCAAUUGCACUGGAUGAGCAUGGAGAAUUAGCAGCCGGAUUUGACAUUACAAACUUGGUCACGUUCCCAAAUAAAUCGUAUGUCCGAGUCCAAGUAGGGAGGCUGGAUCCUCCUGGCAAAGCGCUCACCAUUUAUGAGGACAGAAUUGAAUGGCACCGAGGCUUGACUCAGGUGCCACCGCUUUCAGUAUGUAAUGACAUCUGCCGCCCUGGUUAUGGGAAGAAAAAGAAGGAGGGGAAGACCUUUUGCUGCUAUGCUUGUGCUCCUUGUCCUGCUGGGAUGAUCUCAAAUGUGAAGGCUGUGGUGCUCGGCAUCUUCAUUAAUCACCGGGACACUGCCAUAGUCAAAGCCAACAACAGAAGUCUCACCUACAUUCUCCUCAUCUCCCUCCUCUUCUGCUUCCUCUGCUCCUUGAUGUUCAUUGGGAAACCUAAUGAGGUGACUUGUCUUCUCCGACAAACUGCUUUUGGGAUCAUCUUCUGCGUGUCCAUCUCUAGUAUCCUGGCCAAAACUGCAUCUGUGCUUUUAGCCUUCAUGGCCACCAAACCAGGAUCUAGGAUGAGGAAAUGGGUGGGGAAACGGUCGGCUUAUUCCAUCAUUCUGUCCUGCUCCCACAUCCAAGUGGGGAUCUGCGCUCUCUGGCUGGCAAUGUUUCCCCCCUUUCCAGAUAGAGAUACACAUGCAAUGAUGGAUCAAAUUGUGCUCUUAUGUAACGAAGGGUCGGUCACUAUGUUCUACUGCGUCUUGGGGUUUAUGGGCUUCCUGGCCAUUGUUUGUUUCACUGUAGCUUUCGUAGCCAGGAAGUUACCUGACAGCUUUAAUGAAGCCAAGUUCAUCACCUUCAGCAUGUUGGUCUUCUGCAGCGUUUGGCUGACCUUCAUUCCAACUUACCUGAGCACAAGAGGAAAAGACAUGGUGGCUGUGGAGAUCUUCUCCAUACUGGCUUCCAGUGCUGGGCUACUGGGCUGCAUCUUUGCCCCUAAAUGCUACAUCAUUGUGCUGAGACCUGAGCUGAACAAGAAAGAACAUCUAAUAGUUAAAAAGAAAUAA